Molecule: messenger RNA, 1287 nt
Organism: Dovyalis caffra
Lineage: Eukaryota; Viridiplantae; Streptophyta; Magnoliopsida; Malpighiales; Salicaceae
Source: the annotation of a GenBank genome assembly
AUGGCACAAGGCACGAAUAGGAGUUCUGUUACAUUACUGGGGCUCGAAGUUAGGAUUUUAAUAUCUAUGUAUGGGUUGCUUGUUUUUGCACGUGCUUGCAAGCUUGGUUGGGUGCUAUCAAUGAUGGAGCACAAGGUUCAGUCUGCCAGAGAGCAAGAAUCAAUUUACUGGCAUUUAGCUUCACAUGGUGUUCCGAAGAGCCUGCAUUGCCUUUGCCUUAAACUGACUGAAGAAUAUGCUAUAAAUGCCAUGGCCCGAUCUCAUUUACCUCCCCCUGAAUAUGUUUCUCGCCUCUCUGAUCCAUCCUUCCACCAUGUUGUUCUUUUAACUGAUAAUGUUCUUGCUGCCUCUGUUGUUAUCUCUUCCACGGUCCAACAUUCAGCCAACCCUGAAAAGUUGGUUUUCCAUAUAGUCACUGACAAAAAAACUUACACUCCAAUGAAUGCGUGGUUUGCAAUCAACCCUAUUAAAUCAGCAGCUGUGGAAGUUAAGGGGUUGCACAAAUUUGAUUGGUCUCAUGAGGUGAAGGUCGGCGUCAAAGAAAUGUUAGAGAUUCAUCACUUAAUCUGGAGCCAUUACUACAACAAUUUGAGAAAUGCCAACUUUCAACAUGAUGGAGCACACGAAAGAAGUUUGGAGGCUUUAAACCCAAAAUGCCUCUCCCCUUUGAGUCAUCUCAGAAUUUAUAUUCCUGAGCUGUUUCCAGAUCUCAGCAAGAUAGUAUUCUUAGAUGAAGAUGUAGUGGUGCAACACGACACGUCAUCUUUGUGGGACUUGGAUCUCAACAAGAAAGUUGUUGGUGCAGUUGUUGAUUCAUGGUGUGGAGAAAACUGCUGCCCGGGAAGAAAAUACAAAGACUACUUGAACUUUUCUUAUCCAAUAAUUUCAUCCAACUUUGACCAUGAUCGUUGUGUUUGGCUCUAUGGUGUAAAUGUCUUUGAUCUUGAAGCGUGGAGGAGGGCCAAAAUCACUACAAAUUAUCAUAAAUGGUUGAAACAUAACCUCAAUUUUGGAAUGCAAUUAUGGCAACCAGGAGUGCAUCCACCAGCAUUGCUUGCUUUCGAGGGUCAGGUACAUCCAAUUGAUCCUUCAUGGCAUGUCGGUGGACUAGGUUAUAGGCCCCCACAACCUCACAAUACUAAGAUGUUAGGUGAUGCUGCUGUUUUACAUUUUAGUGGCCCAGCAAAGCCAUGGCUUGAUAUUGGGUUCCCAGAACUUCGAAGUUUAUGGAACCGGCAUGUAAAUUUUUCAGACAAGUUCAUUAGGAAAUGCGGAAUUAUGGGAUGA